CUUUCUUCCUGCAGCUGCGGACGACCUCAUAGACACGCUGAAUGAGCUUCAGUGCACUCAUAGCGUCUUGUUUGCCGGCUCGCAAACUUCGACACACAUGGCUAUCCGGUCCGCCGCCCUUCUGCGCCGACAUCACAUGACAACAACGGGUACGGUAAUUCGAAACGACGCAGAGGACGACUAUGACUUCACCCCCUCCGUCUACAUCAAAAUCAGGGCGGUCAGCGGGACGGAGCUUCUGCGGAGGUACAACGCCCUCGGAUCGCGGGUGUCACUUUGCUUGCCCGACAGCGACGCCCUCACAACGACCUGGAGUGACGAUUAUCGGCUCAGAAUGGAAGUUCCGGCGAUACACGAAGCACUUCUUCGCAUGGCGACUUCCUCAAAGGCGCGGCCAACUUGCAAUCGCUACAAGAUAAGGCGCUUCGCGAAGUGCAGCGGGCGGUGUGACUCCGGUAUCCGUCGCACUUCCACCUCACUAACACCGGCGACAAGCAGGCGAGCUCGCCGUGUUGCGCUCAAUGAUGCUCUCCGACUUGGAACAGAACCGUUCUCAUGUUCAUAUCGCCAGCAGGAUAGGAGCGGCCAUGUCCCUUGUGUCGCCACGGUUCCCCGACACCGCUUCAUCUGCAUCGCCUCCGAUGACGCGAUAUCCACGGCGACCUUAGACACAGACAUUGCGCGGUGCAAUAUACCGACACCAAGCUUCCCGCAGAACAGCGACCUGCGUCUGGUUUGGUACAUCUUGGGCAGCCAGCGGCCAUUGGGGUGGCCGCGACAGCACCGUUUCUGCGCUUCGACACCUCCGCUCGCGUCACGCCGAUAAUCCAGAGCGCGCAGCAGGGCCGCAUAGCUGCCCGGCACGAUAGCUUUCAGCAGCUUUGGAACGACGAAGGAAUUCUUCUGCGUCACUCAAAGCCACAUGAUACCUCCGCUAGACUCCUGGGGGUUGCGCAGAGGCGGGGCACGAACAGACAGC
Messenger RNA from Trematosphaeria pertusa, 979 nucleotides. RefSeq lists its product as uncharacterized. The transcript has a single exon. Lineage: Eukaryota; Fungi; Ascomycota; Dothideomycetes; Pleosporales; Trematosphaeriaceae. The record is from RefSeq and is a predicted model, not a curated record. The coding region runs from base 98 to 826 and encodes 242 amino acids.